CAGCGGCCAUGAUCAUCGGCUCCUGUGAGUGGGAGGAAUCUGAGCAGCGGCGGAGGAUGAUGAUGCUUAUGGCUGUCACAUCCAGAGGACCACCAGACACCUCAAACCUGUGAUGUUAAAAACCACUGCGGCAGCUGAACGAUGGCCUUGCCUGACGUUUUCGUGGGGCUCAUAGUGGUCGUAAAUGUUUGUUCUGUCAGUGGCACACACGCCCAAACCCGGGCUUUAAUCGACUCCAAACAGAGAUCUGUGUUUUACAGUGGCGUGGUCACCAUCCUCUCUAAGUCGCACGCGGACCGCAACGUUUAUCCUUCUGCCGGAGUGCUUUUUGUACAUGUGCUUGAGAGGGAAUAUUUUAAAGGAGAAUUCCCACCAUAUCCGAAAGCAGGUGAUACUAGUAAUGACCCCAUCACAUUUAACACUAACCUGAGAGGUUUUCCAGACAGGCCUGGAUGGCUGCGAUACAUUCAGAGAACGUCACAUAGUGAUGGAGUCCUGUACGGCUCACCGACUGCUGAUCAUGUGGGCAAGCCAACCAUCAUUGAGAUUACCGCGUAUAAUAAACGCACUUUUGAAACCGCCAGGCACAACUUGGUCAUAAACAUCAUGUCUACAGAAGAGUUUCCCCUGCCCUAUCAGGCCGAGUUCUACAUCAAGAACAUGAAUGUUGAGGAGAUGUUGGCCAGCGAGGUGCUGGGAGAUUUUCUGGGGGCUGUCAAGAACGUUUGGCAGCCGGAGAGACUCAAUGCCAUCAACAUCACUUCAGCGCUGGACCGGGGCGGACGAGUGCCAUUACCCAUCAACGACCUGAAAGAGGGUGUGUAUGUGAUGGUGGGAGCAGAUGUGCAGUUCUCAUCGUGUCUUCGGGAGGUGGAGACGCCACAGAACCAGCUGAGAUGCAGUCAGGAGAUGGAGCCCGUCAUCAGCUGCGAUAAGAAGUUCAGAGCACAGUUUAACAUUGACUGGUGCAAGAUUUCUCUGGUGGACAUCACUAAGGUUGUUCCUGUGCACAGUAACCGCCCAGACCCGGGCACUGGUGUGCUGCCAGACAUCGGCGAGUACAACCCACCCUCCGAGUCUCUGAAAAGCAGAGAUUAUUUCGCUGACUUCCUGAUCACCCUGGCGGUGCCCUCAGCAGUCGCCACAGUACUCUUCAUCAUCCUGGGAUACUCCAUGUGCUGUCGACGGGAAGGGGUGGAAAAAAGAAACAUGCAAACACCAGACAUUCAGCUGGUUCACCACAGCUCCAUUCAGAAGUCCACUAAGGAGCUCCGCGGGAUGUCGAAGAACCGGGAGAUUUCGUGGCCUCUCUCCACACUGCCAGUUUUCCAUCCUGUGAGCGGAGAGGUGGUGCCGCCGAUCCAUCCUGACAACUACGAGACCACUAGCAUGCCACUUAUGCAGACGCAGACAAAUUUACAGAAUCAGAUCCAAAUACCACAGCAGCAGACUUCUGGAGAUAAUUAUUGUAUGUCCACUUUUCGGAGGCUAGAGGUAAAUGGUAUUCCUGAGGAGCGGAAGGUGGCCGAAGCUCUGAACUUGUGAUUUUACGUGGAUUCACUUUUGUAUGAGUUUAAUUGUGCCAAAUGUGCAUGUGUACAGUAGCUGUAGCAAAACAAGCUCAACGACUGCAUGUUCAUGCACACGUCUGGAAGUGUAAUAUAGGUGUGAGGACUAAUGAUGGGAUCUGAACACUAAAAAAAGACUUCAAAAUAAUAUCAGCAUUAAUAUGUUAUCUAAUGCGGCAACUUUUUUUAUUUAGAUUUUUUUUGACCACUUACGGAGUCACAUUUAAUAAGAUCUAAACAGGAUUGUUGCUAUAAGCGUAAAUGUGUUUUGUAAAAAAAUAAAAUAGUACACUUGACACUAAACAAU
Messenger RNA from Danio rerio (zebrafish), 1875 nucleotides. NCBI's taxonomy places the organism in Eukaryota, Metazoa, Chordata, Actinopteri, Cypriniformes, Danionidae. The record is from RefSeq and is a predicted model, not a curated record.